AUGGAGGAGACGAAGGCCUGCUACGGCUUGCAAUCAAUACCUCCGACCCGUCAGUGCGAAUACAGCCCAACCCCGUUCUUCGAGAGCCGGCCGAAACCUCCACAGCCGUCUGAGUCUUUUUCUCAGCAGGAGACCAACCAAUCGUUGUUUAAGACGACCCCCAACGAUUAUGCCCAUGGUCUCGAACUGUUUGGUGUGGAUGCUGCCCCGCAACAGUUCGCUGACUAUCAUCAUGCUAUUGAAAGCAACCUGGCCUCAUACUUUCCUAUUCCCGAUAUGCCUAUGAUCACGGGGCAUCCUCUACCCACUGUAUUCAUAGAAUCACCCGCCUUGACUCAUGGCACCUCAGUGUCUUCUGGUGGAAGCACAUACUCCCGAUCUGCAUCGAGUCGAGGUGGCCACUCCCCUUCUUUUGGAUCUGAAUCCUGCUUGUCCUUAGUAUCGGGUCUUGAACCUCCAAGAACGGACUUACUAUUUUGUCCAAUGUCAGACGAGGACCAAGACUACUGGCUGCAGGCUGUGCAAAAACAACAAAAGCUUCAGUUCCUGGCUUAUGGCUUUGGAGGCGUUGAUGCCUUCCGACCUGAGCAGGAGAGGUUUAGGCUGCAGAUGGAGCGCUUUCGUGAGCUAGAGCAGCACCAAAUACAGAAGAGAGACGAAAUCUCAUCCGCGGCAUACGCGCUUGGGGCUGCUCGUAACAUUCUUCCAGCUCGGUCGACCUGCGACGUGCUUGUCGACGCUUACAUCAACACCUUUGAGACGGUGUUUCGUAUCUUGCAUGUGCCAUCUUUUGUUCGCGAAUACGAGCACUUCUGGCGACAGCCUAUGAUGUUUCGGGCUACUGAGACGGAUGAGCCGCUACUAUGCAAACUUGUCGUGAUACUUGCUCUUGGCUCUACCGUCGUUGUCAGCCCUGGUGACGCGUUCACCCCAUCAUCUGCCAAUCCGACCGAAGACGUCGCAUAUCUUCAAAAACAGUCCCUCACUUGGAUCUCAUACGGUAAACGAUGGCUCACACGUCGCCUUGGCAUGGCCCAGCGCACAGAUUCCAGUACCGCUCAGGUGCUCUGUUUGCUAGCGCUUAUACGCCAUGUACACGACGACGUUGAGCGUUCGAAAGGCGUACUGGUACACCCUGGUGAUUUCGACCUUGCCAGGAUAGGUAUGCAAAUGGGCUUCCAUCGUGACCCUCUCAUCCGGACACCAGGAAUGCGCAUGUGUGAAGUUGAAACGCGCCGUCGUCUGUGGGCGACGAUGGUAGAGUUAUCACUGCAACACAGUCUCGAUGAAGGGCUACCGUCUUCGCUGUCGCCGGGGAGUUUUGAUUGCAAGCCACCCUCGGAUAUAACCGACGAAGAGCUUGAAAGCGAUAAUACACCGGGAGCUUCGCGGCAAGAGCUUCAAGGCCUAACGGCUUCCACGAUCUUGGUCCUCCUAUCGCGGACCCAACACUUGCGUCUUCAGUGUCUGCACCUCGUCAACUCACCUGGAGCAUCCAAGUCAUUCGAUAAUAGCCAUUGUCUUGCUUCUGAGCUCAACUCGUCCCAGACUGCAAACAUAAAGGCUCUACGUCGUAUGGACACAAGACCCUCCGAAUUUCAACUUCAACUGCUCCAAAUCUACACCUGGCAAUUUGUCCGCGCGCUUCAUUCACCGUUUGCCGAACAGGCUACCUGCCAUUCCUUCCACUAUUCACGCAAAUUUCGCAUGGAAGCUGCUGUACAAGUCCUCCGCUGGCCCCCCAGCCUGGCACUAGCAACCACUAAUGAAGAUGAAGGACCACGGUUGGCUCUGGUGGAGAAUCAUGCCGAUGCUUGCGUGUCGCUUCGGGUCCAUGGCCGUGGAUAUCUUAGUCGAGUUCAGAAACAAGCAGCGGUGUCAUUGUGUUCGGAUCUUAUCAGCGAGCUAGAAGAUGGAGCGUUCUGUGCCAGCAACGGCGCUUCUUGGAAGGCGAUCCAUAGUGUCAUUUAUGAUAGCAUCUUGGUGUACGAGCGUCGAGUGAGGGUAUCAUCGGCCGCUCAUGGGAGGAGGGAAUUAUUGUUUCUGGCAGCUGCUGAAGCUUAUAUCAAUGCUGUACUUGAUGAUAUUUUGCCACAGGAUGUUGACGAGACGAUCGCUCGAGCCGUAGACGGUGUAACUAGCGUGUGCUUUGAAGUCCUUGAAGGUAGAUAA
Molecule: messenger RNA, 2172 nt
Organism: Fusarium sp. VM40
Lineage: Eukaryota; Fungi; Ascomycota; Sordariomycetes; Hypocreales; Nectriaceae
Source: the annotation of a GenBank genome assembly